UGCUGGGUCGCAAUUCGCGGGUCUGAUGGCAGUAAUUAGUCGUAGCUCCCUGUCGCCAUGGCUUGUACACGCUUGUACACACGGUAGUAUGUAUAUGUCGCCUUGGUCCGCAGCGAAAACAAGAAGCUGUUGCUCUCUCUCCACGAUGCGCAAACCCUCGUCCCGUUCAAAAUCCGUUGGUUUAAAAAGAGCUUGAGCAGCAACCGCCGCUUGUUCACCGUCACUCACUUCCAGCAAUCGCUUCGUCCUCGCGGUAUACGGCAUAUGGCUUUGUCGGCGUUAUAGUCCUCGCUUCGCUUUUUCUUUGCCUUCAGCCUGGCGCUGCUGUCCUUUCGCAAACUCGCAUCUACCACAAGUCGUAUUCUCCGCAAUAAUCCUGCACAUCUCCCGCCAAGUCUCGGCUUCCAGUUCCCGAGAGAUCAACAACGAUGCGUUCAGCCCAGUUGUUCGUCCUUGCUAUCGCUGCAGCAACUGCGGCGGCGAACGUGCUCACGGACGGCGUCACAACUGCCCCCGACGCUUCGACAGCACUGCACAUUUCCGUCAGCAUCGAGAGCGGGCUUUCCAGUUCGGAGCAUGUCACCGUUCCCGUCGUUUCGCCAUCCGCAACGCAAUCACCAAGCUUGACGGACUCAAAAUCGCGGACAGAUGUCGAUGCGGUAACGACGGACGAUGCUUCUGUUUCUUCCACUGGUGUCACCCGGCCUGCGGGCUUCCCUAAUGCGACGACGACGCUGGCUAGCAGUGUAGUUCCUACAAAGUCACAAAACACCACGACACCUACCAGUCACGUCACUGGCGGUGCAAUCCCCCAGCAGAUGCAGAGCUCCAUGGCUGGGCUGAUAGGAUUCUGCAUCAUGGGUUUGAUCAUGUUAUAGGCGGGGACGGGAAAAGUGUUAUGAAUAAUGACGCUGGACGAUAUGCGCGCCAUGUAUAGAUUGUGUCCCAGGCUGGACACGGGCGUUUUAGAAAAAACCAACGAGAUACCACGGGACCCUGGAGUUCUACCCUCCUGACUGAACAGGAGCAUACCGAUAAUAGAGUAAUUGUAAUCAGCAAUUUCACACAC
Trichoderma citrinoviride is the source of this 1069-nucleotide messenger RNA. RefSeq lists its product as hypothetical. The transcript is spliced from 2 exons. Lineage: Eukaryota; Fungi; Ascomycota; Sordariomycetes; Hypocreales; Hypocreaceae. The record is from RefSeq and is a predicted model, not a curated record. Bases 429 to 878 code for a protein of 149 amino acids.